Messenger RNA from Penicillium alfredii, 939 nucleotides. RefSeq names its product TMEM53 family protein. The coding region runs from base 1 to 939 and encodes 312 amino acids. The transcript has a single exon. The record is from RefSeq and is a predicted model, not a curated record. NCBI's taxonomy places the organism in Eukaryota, Fungi, Ascomycota, Eurotiomycetes, Eurotiales, Aspergillaceae.
AUGGCUUCGGACCAGACGCUUUUUGAACCUCUACAUCCAGUGGGCGACCAGAUAUAUUUGUACGAGCCUCAGGACACGGAGGAUGCCCCCCUUGGAACCACACAAGCACCCGCGUUGGUAAUCCUCUGUACUUGGCUGGGGGGCGCCACGCCGCGCCGCAUCAACAAGUAUGUGUCGCAGUACCGUCAAAUCUACCCAGGAUCAAGCCUGCUCCUCAUCACUACCAAUUUCCCGGAUCUCUCUAUUCGGCCUUUUGGCAUGCUCCGUGCUCGUCUAAAGCCCGCUUGCCAGGCCAUCACCCGCAUUUUGGCCCGUCCCAGCAACGGGACGUUGCGCCGCACUCUACUCCAUAUGUUCUCACAUGGUGGAUGCAAUGUCGGCUUGCAAAUGGCGGAAGCCAUGAAAGAAGAAGCAGAUCACGGUGUCGCAUACUUUUCAAGUCUCCAGGGCAUCAUCUUCGAUUGCUGCCCGGGCGAUGACACGUUGCAGCGAGCGUAUGGCGCCGCCCUGUUAUCCAUGCCUCAAACCACCAUGGGCCAGCUCUUGGGGAAGAUGUUGUACCCCACAUUAGUAGUUGUGACUCGAUUGCAGCACGCAGGCAUUUUGUAUGGAGUGCGUGACCUCCGUGCCCAGUUGAAUGAAUCUACUUUUGGCGCUCAUCCGAGGAGGCUGUAUAUCUACUCCAAGGAAGACGUCACGGUUAGCUGGGAGGAUGUGAAGGCACACCUGGAAGAUGCGCGGUCUCGCGGCUAUCUAGCCGAUCAGGUUGUCUUCGAGCAUGGCUCCCAUUGCGGAUUGAUCAUGGAAGAUGGAUCUCGCUACUGGACUGCUGUCCAGAAAUUCUGGAAUGGUGAGGAUAUCAAUGAUCUUGUCGCAAACUCGGUCCCGGGUGCUUCCUAUAACUCUAUAGAGCUGAAAGCCCCUCGCAGUCGGCUAUGA